UUUGGGAAUUGUACUGACUGUGGUUAUGUUUCUGGAAAUGUGCAGGUUGGCCAGAUGCAGUGGGGCAUGGAAUGAACAGAAAGAGGUUAAAUUGAUGGAUGACCAACAAGAGCAGGAUUGUGCCUCAGAAGACCAAGAAACUAUCCUGAUUAAUGGGGUGAAAGAAAAUGAGCUACGAACCUCGGACGGCGAGGAGAGGCCAUACAGUGUUGCCGACACCACCGACGCCUUCCCAGCCCUGACAGCAGCCCCAAAGGAAACCCAGGCGUGCCACCGUGUGCUGCCAGCCCUGCCUGCAAAGAAGCCCUGCUCGUUGAGCCCGCCGUCCCCACUGCGGCUCACCGAUGUCCCUGAGCACACCUCAGACGACUCCUCGGCACACGCCAUCUCCCUCACGUCCUGCGUGACGAAGGGCAUGAGCUCCUGGUCUCUGCCGGGCGACUGUGAGAAGGCUCCCUUCAGCAUGAUGGAGCCUGGAGGCAUGUCCGCCCUGACCGGAGACUGCCUGAUGCAGCCGAGCAGGACCUGCCUGGGCUGCUUCAUUGAAUCAAAGGACGGCAUUGAUGCGGAGCCGGGAAUAAGCUUGAAAGUGGGGGAUAUAAAUAGGGAUUAUGACACCUGUUCGGUCUCUGAUAUAGGGAUUCACUGCAUGAGCACAGGAGAAACCAUGAGAUAUGGGGAUCAACUGCUUUCAGACCAGCUUUUAAGCUUCCCUAUGCAUAAAUCGAGGGCAGCGGACAAAAGAGAUGCAGAGAAAUCUGACAGUGAUUCAGAGGACCCCACUCAGAAAAAUUAUUACGAGGGAUUACUAUUAGACAAAUGCAAUGGUGAGGAACCCUUACUAACAAAUCCCAACCAGGAAUGGGGCUAUUUUGAAUCUUUCAUUAGUGAAAGUAAAAUUGAGCUGCUUGACCUAUGCUCCAAAAAUGAGCUUUCUGUAAAUCUGUUUUCUGAGGAAGAUGUGGAUAAUUACAUGUUUGAUGAUGAUGAUUCGACCUUGGGAAGCGACGUCUGCUCCUUAAAGAUCAGAUACGAGUCGUUCCAGGACAACGUGCGGGAGAAGACCACCGCCCUACAAGAGGAUGCCCAGUUCAACUUCUUCCCCAGCGUCUUCGGCAACUGCACCAAAAGGGACAGCAGGAGCACCCUGAAAAGGGGACUCGGUGGUGCCACCGACCCUUCUCAAUUCAAGUCCGAAGAAGGCAUCAUCUGGGGGGAAGAGGUGGAGGAUGGCGAGGAAGAGGAUGGCGAGGAGGAGGAGAAAGCUGCCUUAAAUAAAUCUUGCAACAGCACAGAAGUGGUGCAGUACGUGGGCCCCAAAAGGAGCCACUUCUUGGACUCUGUGAAUUCCACAGAGGACUCUGGGGAGUUCAGCGAUGACAGCACAUGCACAGAGUCCUCCUAUGAUGUGCUGCGGGAUAUAAAGGACUGCAGCCGGUACCUGUCCCGGGACCACUCCAGCUCCUUCAUCCAGCAGAACUACGGGCUGCGGGCAAAGAGGAAAGUGCGAUACAGUGAUGACUACCUGUAUGACGUGGACUCCAUUGAGAAUGAGAAGAUCCUGGACAAGAAGGAGUGGCUGCCGGACGGGCCCAAGGAGGAGGAUGACGACGAGUGGUGCCCCAAGAAACGGCGAAAAGUCUCUCGCAAGGAGCCCCCUGUUAUCAUCAAGUACAUCAUCAUUAACAGGUUUAAAGGGGAGAAGCAUAUGCUGGUGAAGCUCAGCAAAGUGGAUGCCAACGAGACAACUGUUACCCUGAAUGAGGAGCUGCUCAGUAAAUAUGAAAAGCUGGCCCCAUUGAAGGGCUUCUGGCAGGAGAGGCAGCAGAGCCGGCUGGAUUUGCUCAGAUCGUCUCUCUACCACAAGCAGAAUUUCUAUCUUAACGGUUCAGAUGCUUCGUUCCUCCCUCACCCACGGAAGCGAAAAUGCAAGCUAGCAAACAGGCACAGGAUUCAAAGAAUUAAAGCCAUUGAGCAGUCAGUGAACAAGCUGGGCUCUUGCUCCUCUGAUCACAAGCAGCCUUGCAGCAGUAAGGAGGAUGCAGGCCUGAAAGGGCUGCAGGCAUUAGCCAUUGCCACCCCCAGCUGUGCAAAUGGAUUACACGUAAAUGACAUCACGGACAUCGCUGCUGUGAAAUGCAAAUCGCAGGAACGAGAAUACAAGGGGACGGAGAGGAAAGUGCUCCGCCGGAUCAAAUUCAAAAGUGAAGCCAGGUUGAAAUGUAAGAAAAUCAAAGCUGCUGCCAGCGUGGCAGAGGGUUGCCCGGCUCUGGGAAACCAGGACUCUGCAGUGCAUCUGAAGGAUGAAAACGUUCCUUGUGCUUCAGACAGCUCCCAUCUCCCAGAGUGCCAUGAGGAUAAGAUUGCUAAAAAUUCUCCUUUCCUACCAUCCACCUCCUCUUCAGACAAGCCUCUGCCAUCUGCUAAUAUCACUACCAAUGUACCCCUGAUCCCUGGAGGGUAUCUGCAGACCCUGUUAGACGCUUCGGAUUUGUCGAGCAGCACCGGCAUCUCAUACUUCACACAGCAUCCCUCUGAGCAGCAGCACCCACUCCCCAGCAUCAUCCCAGCAGACAAACCAUUCGCUGCUCUGCAGCCAUCGCAGAGCUGUGUGCUGUCCCCGCCGUCUGAGUCUGAGCUGCAGCAGUCUCCUGGCCACCUGGAGAUGGAGCAGAGCACCUUUGGCAGUGUGUGGCCGGCCAGCAAGGCUGCUGGGAGCAACCGGCAGGAAUUUGCUGGCGAGCUGCAGGAUACCGCAGCACUGACAGGCGAGUUUGGUGGUGCAGCAGGCACUGAUGGCCUCCCGGCCUCUGGCUACCCUCAAGUCAAUCUGAAUAGCAGCAAGUUGCUCUACCAAAAAAAUUACAUGCCGGAUAGCCAGCAAGUGCAGCCUGAUGAUUCUUAUCAGUCGUGUCAUUUUAAUAAUGGAGAGGGGCGCUUUCAUUUCCAGCGAGGUACACUAAGUACAGAUGAUGGCAGACUCAUUAGCUUUGAUUCAGUGGGUUCAUUGUCAGUUAGUUCUAGCAAUUACAGCUCUUUAAAGUCCUGCGAAAAGGAUGGUGACGAUGAUAUUAAUGACGAUUUCUUGGCCCACUGCAGUCCCAAGCUAGUGAUCCAGCAAAGCAUAGAUGAAAUAACCCCUUUGAAGGAGUCCACGGACCUUUUAGACAUUUCCAACUUCACACCCGAUAAGUUCCGCCAGUCAUCGCUCUCGGAGAUGUCCCCUCCAGACACUCCCAACCUUUCCCCACAGAUAGCUGGCUCCGACACCAAGCCCUUGGGCACCCUUAAGGGCUUCCCGGAGAGUGCCCAGGCUGCUCUGAGCAGCUCCGAGAAGGUCAAGUGGAACUGCGGGGUCUUGCAGACCGAGGAGCAGGCAGAUAAUGGGUUUACUUUAAAUAAUCACCAGUUUCAGUUCCAUAUGUUCAACGAUGAAGAUUCUGUCAGCCUUCUUGAAAAAAGACCAUGCUUGUCAACAUUUAAUGAGCCAUCUGGUCAAAUUAGCACCAAUAGCAAAGUGUCGAAAUCUAAGAGGAAAAGUUCAUCCAGCAAGAAUGCGGGUACAAACCAAAGCUCUUCCCAGAAAACCACUAGGAAAAAAUCUCCCAAAACCAACAAAGGCACCGACAAGCCGCAAGGGAAGAACUCUAGGCAGGCACCCAAAUCCACCAGGAAGGGGAAGAACGCAGCGAGCCUCAGCAGCGAGAAGGCCCAAGUGGGUGGCAGCAGGGCCGUCAGCCAGCUGGCCAGCCCAGCCUCGGCGCCCAAGGGGCUGGCUGAGGGCAUUCAGCACAGCAGCCCAGCCACUGGCAAGCUGGGCAAGCACAACGGCCUGGCUGGAGAAUGGGCACUGGGGAAGGACAGUGGCACAGCCUGGUCAGAAACAAGCCUUGGGAGCACCACAGGCCUGCUGGAUGAUGACCAGAGGGAGUUCGAGGAGCCCUCCAACAUCCUGUCCAACAUUGCCUCGGGAAUGGCAGACGUCCAGAGGUUCAUGAUGGCCUCCAUCGAGCCCCUGUGGGGACCUGUCAACCACAACAGCGUGCCAGACAUAUUCCGAUCACCCGAGUCGAACAGCCUGAAACUGAAAACCCUUAAAAUUUUAGCAGGGACGCCCCAAGAGUCUAAGAAGAAGGCGAACAGCAGCUCGCCGGGAGUGGCAAAGAACCAUAAGUCAAACAACAAGGGCUCGAGUAAAAACAGCAAAGCAGCCACCUGCGACCCUGGUCGCCCCAACUGUUCAGCUGGGUACAAUACAGACAUUCACUCUCCCUUUUUUGAUAAAAACUAUAGUAACCUGAGCACUUUAGGCAAUAACGGACCUACCCAUAAAAAACUGUACCGUCAUAAAUCAAGUUCUAAAUCACUGAGGGAUGAGAACUGUAAGAUAAAGCGAACAGACCGGGAACAGACCCAUAAGGACCCACCUGUGACAGCUUCUUUUGAGAAACUGAGGGAAUCAGACUCCAUUCUUCUUAAAGCAGAAACAACAUUUUUGGUUUUUCCUGUAUUUGAAGAAGAGACUCCCUUUUCUAGAAAAAAGACGUUUGAUGUUUCUUUUUUUCGUUUGGUUUUUUUUCUCAUUCGUUCCUUUCAAAAUAUGCCUUGUGGUAUGUUGAAAUGUAAGUGCUGAAACGAAGAGUUUGAAAUUGUGGGAAUUUAUUAUUUGAAAGCGAACCUAAUCUGGUAUUCUCUGUGAAAGACUGUUUUAAAAGUCAUACUGUUGUACAGUAGUUUAUGCACUAUUACCCACAACAACAAAAAAUUGUGCCAAACUAUGAACAAGUGACUGUAUUGUAUAUAUUUUUACUUCUCUAUCAACAUUGGGUUGUGAGUGUUUUCUGCAGCUAUGCCUUUUGAUUUUACUAGAUACAUUCCAGUUAAGUACUAACCACCCCCUUUGAAAGCACCUGUAACUCACAAUGAAAACAAUAUUGUUCACUUAUACAACUUACCAAAAGUUUUAUGGACAUAACUAAAAGUGUGCCAAAUUUACUUACCUCAUUUCAUGGAUUCACCCUGUGGUUUAAAGCUCAUAAAGAAAAAAAAAAAGAAAAAGAAAAAAAAAGGAAAAAAAAAAAGGAAAAAAGGAACUUUGAAACUGAUGCUGGGAAAUUGUAAUGUCCUCUCUUUAAAACCAUGAGCAGAAAAACAUAAUGGUUAAAUGUUGAGUUUCAUUAUAGGAGAGAGUUGAAAUGGUGAAGGAGUUCAGAAAACACUCCAGGUAAGUUUGACAGGAACUCGAGUGUCUGCAUCUAGAGACUACGAAACAGCUGCUUUUCAAGUGUCUGUUUUCUUAAAGCAAAACCUGUAGCUGAAGAGCAUUUGAAAUGCAAAGUUACAUUGCUAAUUCUUUGUAUCUCAGUUUUAUAUAUUUUAUAAUAACCUGGGAUAA
Phasianus colchicus (ring-necked pheasant) is the source of this 5395-nucleotide messenger RNA. It is a transcript of the gene NEXMIF, whose product is annotated as neurite extension and migration factor. The record is from RefSeq and is a predicted model, not a curated record. NCBI's taxonomy places the organism in Eukaryota, Metazoa, Chordata, Aves, Galliformes, Phasianidae. Gene Ontology annotation, biological process: negative regulation of cell-cell adhesion mediated by cadherin; negative regulation of cell-matrix adhesion; negative regulation of cell adhesion mediated by integrin. Gene Ontology annotation, cellular component: nucleus.